AACAGCAACAAUGUUUCAUUCCCCAAGAAGCAAUUUACAAGUUACUCCCUCUCUUCAUUAUGUCAAAAUAAAUGAGGUAAAUUGGGUUUGCCCAUCUUUAAUAAUGGGUCAUGUCCAACCCAUUAUAAGCUGGGCGGAUUGGACGGUCAUUUGGGCUUGGAUCAAAUUUACUUCUGACCAACUUCUAUUCUCUUCUCUAUCACCCAUCAACUGAAAAAAGGGGGGGGCGGGGAGGGGACCGAGUAGGUAGAGGGAGAAGCGAAGUGGGAUGAGUGUAAUAGCAGUAAUACUAGUAGAACAAUAUAUUAGUACUAUACUUUUCAAGACCAAGAAUCAAACCCAACUUUCCAAAAAAAAAAACAUAUAGAAUCACAUAUUUGUUUACGGUCUCUAUGAAUGUCAAGAAUGAGGUACCAAUUGGGUUACAUUUGUUUCUUGCUUUUCUUGAUUUUUGAUUCUACAUUCGAGCAAGAAGAGAGAUUGGCAUUGCUUCAGCUGAGAUCUUCUUUAGGAUUAAGAGCCAAAGAGUGGCCUAUAAAGGGUACUCCUUGUUUAAACUGGCGAGGUAUUACUUGCAAGAAUGGUCGAGUUACUCAGAUAAACAUCUCUGGUUUUAAACGUACACGAACUGGGAGUCAAAAUCCUCAAUUCUUGGUUGAUGCUCUUCAAAAUUUGACUCUUUUGGAGUCAUUUAAUGCAUCAAAUUUUGCACUUCCUGGUUCUGUUCCUGAAUGGUUUGGUAUUAGUCUUGAAUCUUUACAGGUUCUUGAUCUUAGGUUCUGUUCAAUAACUGGUGCUAUUCCUUCCACUCUCGGCAAUUUGAGUAGUUUAGCUGUUUUAUACAUAUCUAGUAAUGGUCUUAGUGGAAUGGUGUCUUCAAGUUUGAGUCGACUGGAAAGUCUUUCAGUUCUUGAUCUUUCACACAAUUCGCUCGUCGGUUCGAUUCCUGCAUCAUUUGGCUCUCUUGGAAACCUUACUUUUCUUGAUAUUUCCUCAAAUUUAUUGUCCGGGGUUAUUUCUCCUGUCAUUGGGAAUGUUGCCUUCAAGAAAUUGAAAUUCUUGAAUCUUUCUCAGAAUAUGUUUUAUGGGAAUCUACCGCCUGUAAUUUGGAGAUUCAGUUUUCUUGAUCUAUCAGACAAUUAUUUCCAAGGCAAAGUUCCUGAGCACUACGGGCAAAGUAACGUAUUCUUUAAUAGAAAUUGCCUACAAAGAUUGGAAAGUCAAAGGGAUACAAGUGAAUGUGCAUCUUUCUAUGAUGAGCAUGGCUUGCUAUUUGAUAAUUUUGGAGAGUCAAAUGCCAUGGAGCUUCCGGCUCCUAAUAAAUCUGACAAGACGAGUCACAAAAAUGUAAUCAUAUCAGCUGCUGUUCUAGGGGGUGUUGGAAUUAUUGCUAUUGUGAUAAUCUUUGUAUUGCUGCUGAUUUGUUGCUGCAAAAGGGGCGGGACGAAUCAAACGUUCACUGGUGUAGAGCCUGUUCCUAUUAGCGCAAGUCCUCCCCCACCUCCAGGUGCAUCAUUGAAAUUUUCAAGUUUAGGAGUAGCAUUUAGCUACCUGCAGAUCCUUCAAACAACUGGUGAUUUCAGUGAUGCAAAUCUUAUUAAGCAUGGACAUUCAGGUGAUAUUUUCCAUGGAAUUCUGGAAGAUGGGAUUCAUGUAGUAGUUAAAAGAAUUGAUUCUAGCACAGUUAAAAGGAAAGCAUACAAGUUAGAAUUGGACUUCUUCAGCAAAGUUUCUCAUUCUAGAUUAGUCCCUCUUCUGGGACAUUGUUUAGAGAGUGAAAAUGAAAAGUUUCUGGUAUACAAAUAUAUGCCAAAUGGAGAUCUCGCUAGUUCUUUGUUCAGAAAAAAGAAUACAGAUGAUGAUAGUUUGCAGUCACUUGAUUGGAUAACGAGACUGAAAAUUGCUGUCGGAGCUGCUGAGGGUUUGUCUUAUCUGCAUCAUGAAUGUAAUCCGCCUCUUGUGCACAGAGAUGUCCAAGCAAGCAGCAUACUUCUUGAUGAUAAAUUUGAAGUACGGUUUGGGAGUUUGAAUGAGGUCUGUGCACAAGAAGGAGAUACUCAUCAAAACAGGAUUUCCAGGCUGCUGCGGCUGCCACAAACAUCGGGACAAGGUGCAUCAGGUAUGCCUAGUGCCACUUGUGCAUACGAUGUUUAUUGUUUUGGAAAGGUUUUGCUUGAGCUAGUAACUGGCAAGUUGGGUACCAGUGCAUCUAGUGAUGCUACCAUGAAGGAGUGGUUGGACAAAACAUUGCCUUGCAUUAGUAUAUAUGAUAAGGAACUUGUGACAAACAUUAUAGAUCCUUCCCUAAUCAUAGAUGACGAUUUCUUAGAUGAAGUAUGGGCCAUGUCUGUUGUUGCCAGAUCUUGUCUCAAUCCCAAGCCUUCGAGGAGGCCAUUAAUGAGAUAUAUCCUUAAAGCUUUGGAAAACCCAUUGAAGAUAGUUAGGGAAGAACACACUAGCUCCGAAGGACUUAGAGCAACUUCACCAAGAAGGUCAUGGAAUGCUACUCUAAUUGAGAGCUGGCGCCACAGCUUCUCGGAUGUAGUAACUCUACCAGCUAUAGCACCAGCUAAUAAGGUUGAAGGUGGUCAAAUUGCAGAAGGAGCUCAUUCUUUCUCAACUAGAUGACACUCAGCGGAGAUAGUUCCUGAACCAUUGGACGUUCAAGAUGCUGAGAGAAUGCAUGAUGAAUAGUUAGGUUAUAACGCAGCUAGCAAUUUAUUUGGUUGCCUAGCCUGUUGGUACCCUGUACAUUCUCCCCAUUCUGGAUUCUUGGAUGGUAAUUACCAUGCUCUAUUCAAAGACAGGUUAAUGAAGACAAUAUCAAUUGUUUAUGGUUUUGGCUGUGAAGGUUUUUCCAGUGCAGUUUGAUACAGCAGGAUUUUGAGCAAAUUCCCUGAAUACUACCCAUGUUUGGGAAAUUACCUAGAAAUAUCACACUUGUUUCUUUUAGGACCACAAUAUCACCCAACUAUUUCUAAUUUCCUUCAAAUAUACUUGACACAAUACAAACAUCAUUCUCUCUCCUAAUAGGUUCUCAUGUCACAUUAUUCCUUUUUGUUUUUUAACAAUACAAUGGAAGCUUGUUUAUGUCUCUAUAAGCAGCAACUUCUUCUACGUA
This is a messenger RNA of Capsicum annuum, 3121 nucleotides long. Its product is annotated as probable LRR receptor-like serine/threonine-protein kinase At2g16250. Gene Ontology annotation, molecular function: protein kinase activity; protein binding; ATP binding. Bases 397 to 2628 code for a protein of 743 amino acids. The record is from RefSeq and is a predicted model, not a curated record. Lineage: Eukaryota; Viridiplantae; Streptophyta; Magnoliopsida; Solanales; Solanaceae. Gene Ontology annotation, biological process: protein phosphorylation. The transcript is spliced from 4 exons.